AAGGACUUGCUGGCAAUUGGGGUGAGACAUUUGGUGGCUGACGCUCUCUUUUGCUUCUCUCCCUCUGCCGGUUGUUUGUGGAGCUUUCCUGUCCAACUCGAGUGUAUUCACUUUCAGAUGGUGCUCCUGUCAGUAUAUCAGUGACUCAUCAGCGCCUCUCUGUACACCACACACAACGGCGAAUGGAAACUGCGUUUUGGGCUUGAUUGACACGGCGGCCGGUCCAACCCUGAGCUACCUUCCCCCCACCCCCCCUCCGGAGGGUGGUUGGAGGGGGGAAAUCUCUGCCUGAUCGGGGAUCCGAGCUAGGGGCUCGCCUCGGCUCCUCGCAUUCUCCUGCUCACCCAGCCUCGGCGCAACAUCCCACGAAGACAAGCCUCCGACACCGCACCGGGACUCGCAGAGCUUGUGCAACCCCAAGGAGACCUCGCCUGCACCCGGCUAACGCUCCGCCGAACCUCCGCUAAACUCACAUCACAUCCUUUCGACCGCGAAAGGCUUGUACUAUUUCACCAGAAAUCACUUAUAACCACAUUCUAACAGCACUUAAAGACUGUCCGUAUAUAUUUACAUAAAUAUAUAUUGGCGACAUCCACCAUCUAUAACUUAUUUUCUAAUUGAGUGGAACUUCCUCUGGACGAAGACUGCUUUAACCUGUAACAGAUCGCUUGGAAAACUAAAGAAAAAAAGACUUGUUGCACUUUAUGUGAUUUUUUUUGUGAGGGAAAAAUUCUGAAACGCUAAUUUCUCUAAAAAGAAAACAUCAUCUGCAAUUAAGGAGAUUCUAGGUUGCUGAAGUUGCCUUCGUGAUGACUCCGGUCUCCUUCCUGCGUUCGCUUCUCGUCCUGAUAUUGGCUCUGUUUUCGGCGACCGCUAGUAACUGGCUGUAUCUGGCGAAGCUGUCGUCGAUGGCCAGCAUUCAGGAUGAGGAGACCUGCGAGAGGUUGAAGGGUUUGAUAAACCGACAGAUCCAGAUCUGCAAGCGGAACGUGGAGGUGAUGGACUCGGUGCGGAGGGGAGCGGAGCUAGCGAUUGAAGAGUGUCAGCAUCAGUUCAGAAACCGACGCUGGAACUGCUCCACUGUCGACACGCUGCCUGUUUUCGGCAAAGUGGUCACACAAGGAACACGAGAAGCAGCUUUUGUCUAUGCAAUCUCAUCGGCUGGAGUGGCCUUUGCUGUUACUCGUGCCUGCAGCAGCGGUGAGCUGGAGAAGUGUGGCUGUGACCGUACAGUCCAUGGAGUGAGCCCUGAUGGUUUCCAGUGGUCAGGCUGUUCGGAUAAUAUUGCGUAUGGCGUUGCCUUUUCCCAGUCUUUUGUGGAUGUAAGGGAACGAAGUAAAGGAGCUUCUUCGAGCAGGCCGCUAAUGAAUCUGCAUAACAACGAGGCAGGAAGGAAGGCCAUUCUGAACAACAUGAGAGUGGAAUGCAAGUGUCACGGGGUUUCGGGAUCGUGUGAAGUGAAAACCUGCUGGAAGGCCAUGCCUCCAUUCAGGAAAGUCGGCAACGUGCUGAAGGAAAAAUUCGACGGUGCCACGGAAGUUGAACAAAGGAAAGUCGGUUCCACAAAAGUCUUGGUGCCCAAGAACUCGCAGUUCAAGCCCCACACAGAUGAGGACCUCGUGUACCUGGACUCGAGCCCGGAUUUCUGUGACCAUGACAUUAGGAACGGGGUCCUGGGAACCUCUGGGAGGCAGUGCAAUAAGACGUCCAAGGCCAUUGAUGGUUGCGAGCUCAUGUGUUGUGGUCGCAGCUUCAACACGGAGGAGGUAGAGAUUGUGGAGAGGUGCAGUUGUAAGUUCCACUGGUGCUGCUUCGUCAAGUGCAAGCAGUGUCGUAAAGUGGUGGAGAUGCACACGUGCCGGUGAUGAGAAGCAUCGCUGGUCAGCCAAGGCAAACCCAAGUCAUGCCCCAUCACGACGGGGGACUAGAACACUCCAGCAAUUCCAAGAAGACAGAUAGAGAGAAAACACUAUUUAAGAUGUCCCAAAGGAUCCUUGUUUUAUUAUUUUUUUAAUUUAUUGCUGACUAACAAAGAUCUGGAGGUACUUCUCCAUGGACUGUUACUGCUCCGGAUGAACUUACCUCUCUGUUACUGAUGCUGCUUAACAAGGAAACGAGAGGGUGGAUCAAGGAGGCAGAAGAUGGUCUGGUUUGACACUGGUAUUGUUGCACAGACCUAUUCUGGAAUUGAUACCUCUUCAGUUGUACACUGCUAUCUCACAAACAUAUCUGGUUUUGAACUCACUUCAAUAUGUCUCCAAUUCUCCAUUAAUUCCUGCUGUUCUCUGAUCAUGUUAAAGUUACCUCCAGCUGCCAGCAGACCCUGCCAAUGAUCAUGCAGUCCAGGCGAUCCAGCUUAUGCCAUAGCCUGUCCAUCCAUUCACUAGCCUUGCGAUUGUCUCCCAUUACGUAGCGAUGCCUCUCGCAGAACUCCAGUGGUCUCCGGAUGACUCAGUACAUCAAUGCUUCCAAACUGCGUACAUUCCAAACCUGUCAUUACAAGCCUUCACACAGCUCCCGACAGCUUGCAGUGACUGGCACAUUGUGGUUUCCCCCACAGUUGUGUGUGCACGUGUGCGUGAUUUUACUUUGUAACACAGAAGACAGCACUAUACCAUCAAUAAUUAAAUUAGAUGGUACCAAUUGUAACAUAAUGUAUAGAGUCAGUGAAACAGAAGCAGACCAAAUACAGAGAAAACAGCCUUAAUGGGCUGAAAUGCACGCUGGACAGACUAACAGAAUGUAUUAUAACAGUAUUCUGAAUAUUUCAGUUACAAAGAGACUAUGUCAAGAUGAAAUGAAUCCUAGAAGAUUCUAUCUCAAACAAUGCUUCUAGUACGAUGUAAUGCACAGUACAGUUUAGCCUGUUCAAUGAUCCUAGUGUUCAUGUAUUGUUGACCAUGUUAUUGGGACAGAGAUUUGUGCUACAGAUUUUAAAGAUCUAGAAUCCUAACUUUUGAUCUUUUGCAGUUGUUCUUGUGCUGGAGUUACCUUUUUUCUUCUUUUUUCUGUAUAUACAUGUGCACCACUUUAGACCAAUUCGAAACUUAAACCAAAAGGGACUGAGUGCCUCAAGGAAUUAGACCUUGAGCUGGGUCUAAAUUCACUAAGUUAACUGCUGACUGUCAUCGUGUUUGGGCACUUAACCAAGUUGCUAGUGAGUGUGGGCCCACAGCACUAAACUCCCCCAUUUAGCACAAGCUUGCAUCAAAUUGGCAAUAUUCCACAGAAGGACCACAGGGUGGUUGAUUUGGAAAGAGGAAGAAGUCUUGGUGCAGAGGUUGUUACUAAACCUGAUUGUCUGACCAGGUGGGAAGCUUCACUCCUCAUCUCAUAGCUAUUCCCUGAAAGAGCUGAUGCUGACACCCGAUAAUUCAAAUGUCCCUAACCUUGCAGAUUUCUUAGCGGGUGACCAGGCUAGUUAAAAACUUUGAUAUGCUGACUUCAAUGCUGCUAUCUUGAACUGUGGUUUUCUUUUCUUCAAGAUUCCAGUAUGUUAUUUCAUAAAAUAUAGGCUGCUCUUUAAUAUUAAUCAUAUAUUAGCUUGUCUCAUAUUUCCAAUGCUUUUUGUAACAAAAUAAGAAAUGUUCCUUAGAGUUAUUUGUAGUUCUGUGUGUGUAUUUUAAAUGAACAGGCAUUUUUAUUUAACAAUGGUGAACAAGAGUGGGAUCAUCCAGGCAAAUGCAAAACACUGAGCAUUGUAAUAAAAGAAGGGACUCUUUUCAAUAACUGUGGUUUAAUACCAGUAGUAGUUGGAUUCAGAUUUAAUGGCAGCACCUGUAAUGAUUGGCAUUAGGCUAUGAGUACUGCUAUGGCGAAUAAUUGUAAGUCGGUUAGGUCCUGCCAUUUCCAAAGAAGCUGGACUAUAGUUCUCCCUGAGAAGGAACAAAUUUCAAGGAGCCUUCAUUUUAAAGUUUCAAGGCUCACACAGUGCUCAACUAUCCUGCAGAUUCUUGUCUAUAUAGUGGUAGAGGCCGGGCCCGUUUCUGUGCUAUAUGACUCUAUAACUCUAUAUCAACCUGACAACAGGGGAAUUUAAGUUUAAAAUCAGGAAUUUGUUGGUAAGAAGGAAGGCCAAGAAAACAAAAACUACAAGGCUAAUGAAGUUGUAGAUUAAAUGAUGAGGGAAGGCUGUUGCAAAUAGGUCUUAGAAGGAUUAUGGUUGACUUGUCCUUUGUGGAGUCUAAUGGUCUUUUCCCUGUUCUUCAAAAUAUUAUUUACAACCUUCACCACACCCCACGCAUCAGUUUUCUCUUCCAUCUUUCCUUUCUUAUGAUUAAGUCUUUAGCAGGUUCAACUCUGGCAGGUUCCUUGCUUCAUGUCACAUAAGUAUAUGUGGAAAUUUUGCAUGAGACAGCUGCAGUCAUACUGUGGGCUUUGAGCUCAUGCUAUAGCUGUGGCAGGCUGCUAAGGGUUAUGGUGGCCUCAUGAGAUCUGAUGCCACAAAGGUGCCAUCUCAGUUUUAGAAAGACUUUGCUCUCAUUUUUCAUAGCAUGACUUAGGACUCUUCACUUUUGAACUUACACUUUCCUCUGUUCAAAGUUCACGAACAGUGCAUUUUAAGCUGUGAUAAGUUGCAAAAUUCAGAAGAAAAAAUACCCCAUCUUAAGAAAUGGCAGUUGAUUUCAGCUGGGCAUUAACAUUGGCCUCAAUAGAAAAGGGAAGAGUCAAAAUCAACUUGAGGUCCCUCCAGCUCCUGCUUCAUGUAGUUAACCAUGUGUGUGUGGUAGCAGUGAGUACACAAGAUCACAGUCAACCCUUACUGAAUCACCCACAAACUUUACUGUUGUCGUUCGAACACAGAAAAUGCCGACUGAGGUCAGGAUUCCGAGGGCAGCUAGCUCCCAUAUGACUAUUGCAGCACAAGUCAACACCUCCACCAGAGAUCGUAAGGCAAUUGAGAAAAAAGCUAUUCUCACUCUGAGCUGUGACUGUUGUCCAAGUUCAUUGAUUUGACGGUAGAGUUGUGAGGAGGUGGUGCUUGUGAGUGGAGGUGGGGUGGGACGGAGAGGAAAGAAAUGACCCUCUUCAGCAAGAUGGAGGAGGAAGACAACACAGUUCCCUCAUCCAACACCAAUACUGCCUUCUGCUGACUAACUAUGCAGCAAUGCCAUUAGUGUUGGAACAGAACUAAAAUCCUUCCAUUUUCCUGACUAAAUGAGGAAGCUUAAGAAAGAGCAGCCCCAUGAGGAGGCUAGAGAGCAAACUGAGGGGAGACGGCAGUAGUAACAGUUCUAUUCUAAUAAGAAUAGAAUAAUCAAACACUGGAAAAAGUUGUAAAAUAGAUUUGUAUAGGAAUGCCAGUGUAAUCUAAAUAAUGUACAAAUCCUAAUAUAUUUGUUUAGACAGAUUCUAUGUGAUUUUCAGUCUACGAUAUUCUUAAUACAGAAUUAAUAAACAUGAUGUUUGCACUCCCAAAUGAAAUCAGCCUUAUUCAGAUGCACCUAUAUUAUACACAGUGAAUAUAAGGUAUUACCACCUCCUGGUAUUAUGAGGUCCCAGUGCUGAACAGACACAAAGCACUAAAUGCAUUUAUGUUUAACAAACAAAUAUUUUCAUUUUCAGGUAUGUUACUUCCUUGUAUCAUUCAAAUAAAAUUAGUAUA
Molecule: messenger RNA, 5605 nt
Organism: Chiloscyllium plagiosum (whitespotted bambooshark)
Lineage: Eukaryota; Metazoa; Chordata; Chondrichthyes; Orectolobiformes; Hemiscylliidae
Gene: wnt4
Product: wingless-type MMTV integration site family, member 4
Biological process (GO): neuron differentiation; canonical Wnt signaling pathway; multicellular organism development
Cellular component (GO): extracellular region
Molecular function (GO): cytokine activity; frizzled binding
Source: RefSeq, a predicted model, not a curated record